GUAAAACAUGAUGCACCAUGGAUGCUAGUGUGGAAAACAACGUGAAGACCGUCAGAAGGAGUAAAGAGGACAAGAAAGUUAUUCGUAAACAGUUAAAAGCGAGUCACACUUUGCUGAAACAUGAAGGCAUUAGUACAGCACCGCAGCCUACCAAGGCUAUAUUACAUGGCAAAGUGAGCUAUGGGAUGGAAGCAUUCAAAGACACCAACCAGUCUGCCUCUGUCUCCUCUGCAGAGUUUGGUGGUGGCUAAUGGGGGCCUGGGGAACGGUGUUAGUCGAGAGGAGUUGUCUGCAGCGCUGAAACAGAUUGGAGAGGUGGACAAACUGAUCAUGCACCCUCACAAGCCCUACGCUUUUGUCACAUACAGAUCCGAAGAGAGUGCUCGGAAAGCCCACAUCCACCUUAACGGGGAAAAGCUUCAAUGUGGGGAGAACAGCGUCACACUCUACCUCAGUUAUGUAGACUCAGUAACCUGUGAAGAGGAGGCGUCUGUUUCUCUGCCAGAGGGAUUGGUCUUGGUGCAGGACUUUGUGUCUUCAGAGGAAGAGGCUCUGCUGCUCGCUGCCAUUGACUGGUCGCCCACUAAUACUGAUGUCACUGCUCAAAAAGCUCUGAAGCAUAGGAGAGUCAAACAUUAUGGAUUUGAAUUCCGCUACGACAACAACAAUGUGGAUAAGGACAAGCCAUUACCUGCAGCCUAUACAUGUGUUUGUGUGCCUAUAUAUCCAGGUAUUCCUCAGGAGUGUCUCCCUGUUCUGGAGCGGUGUGUGGAGAAAAAACACAUCGACAUCAUGCCAGAUCAGCUGACUGUCAACCAGUAUGAGUCUGGACAGGGCAUUCCUCCUCAUGUGGACACUCACUCUGCCUUUGAGGACACCAUUAUGUCACUGAGCCUGGGAGCAAAGACGGUGAUGGAGUUCCGUCAUCCCGAUGGUCGUCUCGUUGCCGUGGUGUUGCCAGAACGAAGCCUCCUGGUGAUGAAGGGAGAGAGCAGGUUCCUCUGGACCCACGGGAUAACACCUCGUAAGUUUGACAUGGUCCCAGCGUGUGACCCACAGUCCCCUGGUGAUAUGACAGCUGACCCCGGGACUCACAGCAAUCUCACUUUGAGCAAGAGGGGCACCCGCACUUCUCUCACUUUCCGCAAGAUCAGACAUGAACCCUGCUGCUGUGCCUUCCCCUCUGCCUGUGAUAGUCAGGGAGCACCCCCAUCACCCUCUCCGCCGUCCCCUCCCUCACUACCCUGUUGCCAUGCCGACGCGGCCCUUCUGGAGGAGCAGUAUGUGCACCGGGUGUACGACGCCAUCGCCUCGCACUUCAGCAGCACCCGCCACUCCCCCUGGCCUCGUGUUUGCCUUUUCCUGUCCUCGCUCCCACCUGGCAGCGUGCUGGCUGACGUGGGCUGCGGAAACGGGAAAUACCUGGGAGUCAACCCAGACCUGAUUGCAGUUGGUUGUGACCGUAGCAGUGCUCUUGUCCAGAUCUGUGCAGAGAGAGGUUUCCAGGCGUUUGUAUCUGAUGCGCUCAGUGUCCCUCUGCGAACAGCCUCCUGUGAUGCCUGCAUCUCUAUAGCUGUCAUACACCACUUGUCCACACAGGAGCGUCGAAAGGCAGCAAUGCAGGAGCUGGUGAGACUUUUGAAGCCUGGAGGUCGAGCGCUAAUCUACGUUUGGGCUUUUGAACAAGAGUACAACAAGCAGAGGUCCAAGUACCUCAAAGACCAGAACAAAGAGCACCCUGAGAACCCCAACCCAACUGAAAACCCACCAGAGCAGAGCCAGGAACCUCAAGAGAAAUUGAGUAUCCAUAACAGCAGUCAUUCAGAAGACAACUACAGGACAGUAGAAAACAAUCAACAUGUGAAUGAUGGCAAACUCAGUGUGCACACCAACCGCACAGCCUUCGAGACCAAGGACCUUUUGGUUCCCUGGCAUCUGAAAGACGGGAAAAAACGAGUGGAGGUAGAAUCAGGAGAGGGUGGGAAGAAGGAUCGACAGAAAGAGAAAUCGAAAAAGACCUCAAGGCCUAAAACCACAUUAGACUGUAACCCUGCCGCCAGUCCAGGCUUUGACUCCAACAUGCUUUCAGAUACAAGGGAUGCCACUCACAGCUCCAAACCCAGUCUGGGUGGCGACACAUGUCAGACUUCCAGCUCUGCUCUAAAGUUGGAGUCCGAGAGCAUCCCAGCUCCAAUUUUUCAUCGCUAUUACCAUGUGUUCCAGCAGGGGGAGCUGGAGCAGCUGUGUGCUCAGGAGGCUGGAGUCACAGUGCAGAGCAGCUACCACGACCAGGGAAACUGGUGUGUUAUAUUAGAGAAGGACUUGGGGAGAUAAAGUGACACACUUCACAUUUAGCCACAAAUAAAUGUAGAAGCAAAAGAGUUAAUGCAAUAUAAACAAAUACUAAAUUAAAGAAAUAAAUGUAAUGACUGUACAAAUUGAUGCCUGUAUUGUGCUUUUUGCAUUAUUCCUGCUAAGGUUUGAAAGUAACAAGGUCUUGGUGAAUUAUUCAUUUCCAAAUAGGUAUACACAUACAAAGAAUUGGCAUUGCUGUAAAAUGGUGGGGAACACACUUAUUGAAAGUUAUGAGAUACGAGAAAAUAUAAAACUAUUUAAAACUACUGUGAAACCCUUUUAAAAAAAUGUUUACAAGACAUAUACAAUUACAAAAAAAGGAACUACAAAAAGAUCAUGACACAUUUCACAAUAACUAUGAAAAACAAUAUCUGCAGUAUAUCAGAAUUUAAAAAGUAUUGCACUGCACUUUUGCUAUAAAUAAAUGCAUCUUACUAAAUCAAAUGUGAAGGUUGUUAGAGGAUGUUAAAAAGCACAGGUUAUAAACAUACUCUAGCUGCUGUGUAAACUAAUGACAUAAACAAGGCUCUUUGACAUUCUCCAGAGUUCUUACACUGUAGGGAAAUUUCAACAAUAUUCAUAACCUCACUUCUUCUUCCUCAGUCUUUGACCUCAUUGUAUAAUAGGUAUUCACUAAGCUGUAAAUGGCGUGUUCCCGACCUUUUCAAGUUAAAGGGUGCAUGUGUAACAUUGCAUUUC
This is a messenger RNA of Eleginops maclovinus (Patagonian blennie), 3054 nucleotides long. It is a transcript of the gene alkbh8, whose product is annotated as alkB homolog 8, tRNA methyltransferase. The transcript is spliced from 12 exons. Gene Ontology annotation, cellular component: cytoplasm; nucleus. Lineage: Eukaryota; Metazoa; Chordata; Actinopteri; Perciformes; Eleginopidae. Gene Ontology annotation, biological process: tRNA wobble uridine modification; tRNA methylation. The record is from RefSeq and is a predicted model, not a curated record. Gene Ontology annotation, molecular function: tRNA (5-carboxymethyluridine(34)-5-O)-methyltransferase activity; tRNA binding; S-adenosylmethionine-dependent methyltransferase activity. Bases 181 to 2334 code for a protein of 717 amino acids.